Messenger RNA from Perca flavescens (yellow perch), 5174 nucleotides. It is a transcript of the gene apbb2b, whose product is annotated as amyloid beta (A4) precursor protein-binding, family B, member 2b. Gene Ontology annotation, molecular function: transcription factor binding; amyloid-beta binding. Gene Ontology annotation, biological process: regulation of DNA-templated transcription. Gene Ontology annotation, cellular component: cytoplasm; nucleus. The transcript has 18 exons. The coding region runs from base 383 to 3157 and encodes 924 amino acids. The record is from RefSeq and is a predicted model, not a curated record. NCBI's taxonomy places the organism in Eukaryota, Metazoa, Chordata, Actinopteri, Perciformes, Percidae.
GUAGCUGUGAUGCCCGUGGAGUGAGUUCUCACGUAGCGUCAGGGAAUAGAACGUCUGUUUGUGAGAACAGACAGAACGUUGUCGCGAGCAACCAGCCGUUGACCACCGCUAGUACAAGGUUAGCUUACUCCAACUCGACUGCUUUGCUGGGGCUUUAAUGGGGGAAACGCUUGGACAUGUACAACUUGUGCUCUCAUUAUGUAGCUAGUUAGAGGGCCUAUCAGCAGGACACCACUGCUUCAGUGACGCCCUCGUGAUUGGAUGAAGAGAGAACCGCUGACUACCAGUAUGGACGCGUUACAUCCUGGAGUUUCCUACAGCCCUUAGUUCUCUGAUCUGCAGCUGAGCCAACUGAACCCUAAACCGUGACCAGCCCCGGUCUAUGACUGAACUCAUGUCAGGUGAUCUGUCUUGUGCCACGAUGAUGUCAGUAGAUGUGACCAAUCGUAAUGGCCCCGCUGCCACGCCUCCCACCUCACUCAGCCUUCGCUCCUCACACAACCAGCUGCUGAGCAGCGAUGUCAUCAAGCAGGGCUCCGCCACGCCGCCCAAGUGUCGCAAAAAGUAUGCACUUACCAGUAUCCAGGCCGCCAUGGGCCUCGGAGAAGCAGCGCCAUCAUCCUCAUCAUCACCAUUAUCCCCUUCACAUUCUUCAACACCCAACAAUCCCAAACUAGCCAAGAACGGAAUGAACCAGCUUCGUAAAGCCGGUCAAGAUCACAACAAAAACACAACCAGCCCUGACUUGACGGACCUGGAGUCUGAAAAUACAGCAGAUGACCUUAAUGUCAACACAGUUGAAGAGGAUGACAGUCACACUCUCACCAAUAAUGACCGAGAGGAUGAUGUAAUUGAGGUAGACGUUGAACUGCACUCGGACACUAACACUGACGCACAGCCAGAGCCGAUAACUGAAUUAGACAUAGACUGUAACAUUAACACGACUGUGGAGCUCAAUGUGAACGGCAACACAACAGUUUUGGGCUUUGACUUGAACAUUGAGGCAGAGGAGAGUGAUGACAUCAGCAUUCUGUCUGAGAAGGAAAUGAUGUCAAAGAUACAGAUUGAGGAAGAUGGAGAUGAGGUGGUAGUAGAGGAGCAGGAAGACGAGGAGAAUAAGCCUUUACUGAUCAUAAAAAGUGAGUCUCCUUUGACGAACCACAAAGUUUCUUCAGGCCUGGAGCUCAUCUCUGACCUCCAUUCCAACUUCAAGCUCCUCAAAUCAGGCAAGGAAUCCCCGGUGCCUCCUCCUCCUUCCCCACCUAAGCAGGCCAGCCCAGAGGACACACCCCUGCUCUCAGUGGCCUCCUGCUCCUCCUCCUCUUCCUCCUCCUCUCCAGAGACGAAGAAGGACAGAAGGACUGGGGCGAAGACAGACUGUGCUUUGAACCGCAUCCAAAAUCUGAACCCCAGUGACGAAGAGUUGAGUUGGACCACACUGUCCCAGGAGAGCAACUCUCCAGAAGAGACAGAUAUCUGGAGUGAGCAGUCAUUCCAGACAGACCCUGACCUGCCUCCGGGAUGGAAGAAGAUCACAGACAUGGCCGGGAUCUACUACUGGCACAUUCCUACAGGCACCACCCAGUGGGAGAGGCCUGCCACUCGCCCAGCACCCCCUGGACAGACAGAGUCCCAGGCCCUGGGCGACCACACAGUCUCCACACAACGUAAACACUCCCUGGGCUCACUCAGCCCCUCACCCACUCCUGACCAUGAGUCGUGCCAGGCAGAGGUCUUCUUUAGGGGGUCGACUCGUUCGGGCAGCACAACCUCUGACAGCUCAGUGGAGCCUCUCCCCACUCACGAGCCCACCCUCACCACAUGUGGAUUUGUCAACAGUUGCUACUUUCCUCGUUCCACAUCUCUACAGGGGAUGCCUGAUCCAGAGUGUCUCUCUCAGCAUCUUGAAGAUGAGGACAAGAAACAGGGGUGGAGUGUUGUUGGCGGAAAGAUUGAUAGUGAAGUGUGGAAGGACCUGCAAGCUGCCACGGUGAACCCUGACCCCAGUCUGAAGGAGUUUGAGGGUGCUACGCUUCGCUACGCAUCACUCAAGCUAAGGAACCGUCCAACAGUGGAAGAAGAAGAGUCUGGCAAUGUCAACAGUGACCCUGCAACAAAGUGUUUUGCAGUGCGCUCUCUGGGAUGGGUGGAAAUGGCUGAGGAGGACUUGGCUCCUGGAAAGAGCAGUGUUGCUGUUAACAACUGCAUCCGACAGCUGUCCUACUGCAAGAAUGACAUCCGAGACACUGUCGGCAUCUGGGGAGAGGGGAAGGACAUGUACCUGGUGCUGGAGAAUAAUAUGUUGAACCUGGUCGACCCCAUGGACCGCAGUGUGCUUCACUCUCAGCCAAUCGCAAGUAUCCGGGUCUGGGGUGUUGGCCGGGACAAUGGCAGGGACUUUGCAUAUGUGGCGCGGGAUAAAAACACCAGGAUCCUAAAAUGUCAUGUGUUCCGCUGUGACACGCCAGCCAAAGCCAUCGCCACAAGCCUGCAUGAGAUCUGCUCCCGGAUAAUGACAGAGCGAAAGAAUGCCAAAGCAAUGGCAGGCUCUCUCCAGGACAGGAUGCAGGCAGGACUAGAUCUACCUUUACAAGCAGAGUUCCCCACACCAAAGACAGAGCUGGUUCAGAAGUUUCAGGUGCUUUACCUUGGGAUGCUGCCUGUGGCCAGACCAAUAGGCUCUUCUCCAGGCAUGGACAUACUGAACGGAGCUAUAGACAGUCUAAUCGGUUCUUCCAACAGAGAGGACUGGACCCCGGUAGCCCUCAAUGUGGCAGAUGCUACUGUCACCAUCAGCAAAGACAAGGACGAAGAGGAAGUGCUGGUGGAGUGUCGUGUUCGAUUCCUGUCUUUCAUGGGUGUUGGGCGGAAUGUGCACACAUUUGCCUUCAUCAUGGAUGCCGGCGGCCAUCGUUUUGACUGUCACAUCUUCUGGUGUGAGCCCAACGCUGGGAAUGUGUCGGAGGCUGUACAGGCCGCUUGUAUGCUGCGGUAUCAGAAGUGUUUGGUGGCUCGACCCCCCUCCCAGAAGGCCUGCGGCACGUCACCCCCCGGGGACUCGGUGUCCCGUCGGGUAUCAACCAGCGUGAAGAGAGGCGUGCUGUCGCUCAUCGACACCCUCAAACAAAAGAGACCCGUCACCGAGUUGCCACAGUAACCAUGGUUGAGCGCUAUCAACUCCCUGCCACAAUCAGUCACCAUGGUAACUAGUCGCAUCGCUGCCAAAAACCUGUCGCCACCACAGAUCCCAGUAACCUUGGAAACACAACAAAGCCCCAGGGUUUGUCAUAUUUCCGUUACAUUUCUGAACUAACAUUGGAAUUUCACCUCAAGAGUUUAUCAGCUCUAGAGCUGAAAUUCAAAUCGGUUUCCUCAAAAUAACUGAGAGGAAUAAAGACUUUAAUCCCGCAACAAGAAGGAACAACCACCGAGAAACACCUGAGUAGUGAUCGUGUACAUAGAAGUAACUCCCCCCCCCCCCCCCACCCCCAACCUCAGCACAGAGAAGGAGAGGAAAGGAGAGCAAAAGCUAAAUAAGUAGGAAGUGCUUCUUCCAGCACAGCACAUGUGAUAAGCAAGCUCAUUGGUGCCAAUACUGCUGAUCUCUCCCAGCUCUAAUUGUAUUUGUGUCUGUGUCUGUGCUGCCAGCAUGACCGUGCACACCCGGCCACACCCCCUGUCAUUCACCUGGUUGUCCUGUUAGUCUGUAGUGGCUUUCCCCCCCUCUACCCCUCUUUCUCAUCGUCCUUUGUAGACUGUAACAUGAAGUGAAGUGGAAGGAAGGAAUCAUCAAAGCCAUCGUGUCUGAUUUCCAAAUCAGUUUGUAAUGAAUGAAAGAAGGAAGCUGCUACAGACUGAAGAGAUUUGGUCGUCCGUCUACACACUCUAACCUGUUCAACUGAUCCUGCAUGAACUUUUUAUAUAAAAAGUGAAUCAUUGUAGACAUUAUCGAUACACUGCUGCUGCUUAGAGAAGGGGUGAGAAAUCCGAAGCCACAUUGGUUGUUUUUUUUCUGUCUUCUUAUUUCUUUGUUUCUCGUCAACUGCGCAAGAAUCAGCCUGAAGGGUCUAAACGAGCGGUGACCUACCUUUCACCCGAAACAUCACUCAUGUACUUCCUUUUUACUUGUUGUUUUUACUUCUUCAUUAUCCCUUGGAAAAUGACAGACAAAUGCCAUAAUGGAGGCAGAGAUGCAGGGAUGGACAGUGUUACCCCUCCCUCUCUGGUAAACAGCACCAGCCUGCUGCUCCAAACACAGGACACAUCGGCAUGCUGCUGCUCCUCUUCGAUACACAUGCUGGAGGAAGAGUUGGCGGAUUAUUCCUUUUAAAUCCCACCUCCGUAUCAGUCCUCCGAGACUUCAUGUCCACUAAUAAAAUGGGGCUGGCAACACAAGAUAUCUGGAGGAAUGUCUUUUUGUACCUGGGUAUGGUGGCGGCUGAGAUCUGACCUGUGAGGAGGAGAGAAGGAGAGAGACAGGUUCUGUCUCCAGCCUCAGCUGUUUUUUCGAGAUGAAAGCCAACAGAGAGACAUGUUGACUUAAACUAACAGGACUUUCCUGGGCUAUCUAUCUGUCUCCAGGGUUCUGUUCACUUGAAUGCGUUUUUUUUUUUAACGUUACCCACUCCUUACUGUCUGUCUAUCUGUUUUCGUCAGUACCACGAGAUCACUUGCGUUUCCUGACACAAAUCUCAGUUCAACAAUGCUAGCUCCUUAUUAUCCCAUAUCUGACAAGCGUGGAUGUAUGGUUAUAACUAAAGAAGUCUUGAAGUUUAUUGCCACUAAAAUCAUGAACAUAUUUUGCCCCGUGGCCGUUCUCUUGGAUGUUGGGCAGCAGAUUAACACCAAACCUUAAUAAUUGACCGUUUGCUAAACCCCUCUAUCAGACAGCGAAUGACUAAUCACAGUUUAGGAACCGUAACAAAGCAUGGCCAGUCUGUCAAGCUUUUGGCUUGUGUAAGGGGCUGUAAGAAGACCAAUACUCAAUGAAUAGUUUGGAGGGUUGUGUCUUUUUCGCCUUUGCAAAAUCAGUAACAUGAGCAGAAGUGAAAGAGUUGAUUAAACUGUUUGUCUGCUCUAAUUUUAGCAAUGCUCUAAUUCACACGUGUCAAACUCAAGGCCCGUGGGCCAAAUCAGGCCCUUUGCAGAUUAUGAUCCGGCCCACCUAUCCAUUC